ACUCAGAACGUGAAGACUGAUGAAAUGCUGCUAAAUAUUGUAACUGGCGGGCUAAUGAUUCUGUCAACUCGCCAUCUUAAAAUAAUAAUGAAAAUGUGAUUUCAUUUUUAUUUAGAAAUAUAUUUUCCUCUCUUAAUGAUUAUUUUCUUAAUUAUUUUUAGGUCUGUUCCAAAUAACGACCACAUUGUUCGACUAAAUGAACAAGUUAAUGAAGUUACUCGUUUGCUUAAGACCAAUGUUGAAAAGAUUGUUGAGCAUGGAGAUCGACUUGACAAUCUGCAGACACGCUCAGAAAAACUUGAAGACUGUUCAGUACAUUUUCAGAGGAGUGCAACAAAUGUAAGGAGGUCAAUGUGCUGGAAAAAUGCUAAAGCUACUUUAAUUCUUGGAUUUGUGAUACUUUUGUUGCUUGGAAUCAUAGUUGGAGUCAUUGUAGGAUUAGUCUAUAAAGAUGACAACAAAACUCAUUCAACAACUCCAGUCCCACACAUAACUACAUAUGUUCUGUCGAAUGUUUCUUAAACUACAAGAAAAAUACUUACUGUAUGCUACCCAACUACCAUGGCAAGUUUCUUUCUCUAAUUAACAAUAUAUGAAAGGAGAAAAGUAAAAGACCAACCUACAUUCCCUACUCCAUUUAAUUUGUGGAAAUGGAAAAAUAUUUUCUGAAGUGUUCACAACUUCCAGUAAUUUCUGUUCUUUAAAAACAAAUGAUUGCAUAUGCUUUUCAUUGUGAUGUAAUCAAGAUUACCUGCUUGGAUAGACUUUGUCUACUAUAAACUAUCUGCCUUAAGUUGAACUUAAUUAAAAAAUGUAAUUAUUUUAUCAAGUUAUUGAUUUUUUGAUUUAAUUUUUUUUUUACUUGUUUUGGAUUUUCUUUCUAUACCAAUAUUUUAUUUUAUUUGCAAUUGGAGAAUUAUAUUUUUUAUACAAUCCUUAAAAAAGAUAAUUUCAUUUAAGUAAAUCACACACAAUCUUUUUCUGUGUUUUUGAUUCAUUUAACCAGCUUAAUUUGAUGUUAUCACUAUCAAUAUACAUGGAUGUUUGCAUGUGUAAAUGUGGUUGUUUGCAUGUGUGAAUGCUACAUAUAGGUAUUUACAUGUGUAAAUGCUACAUGUAGGUGUAUAUAUGUGUAAAUGCUCAGUUAUUUUCAGAUGUUGUCUUUGUAUAUUUGUAUUUUUACUUAGUGAAAAUCUAAUACAUUUGUGGAACUUUUUAUCUGGCUUUUCAACAUGUGAAAUGCUCCAAAAGUAAGAUAUAUUUUUUGAGUAAGAAGUGAAGACAAUGUUGUUGUUUUGGCUUGAGUUUCAGUUGUGAAUGGGUAAGGAUUAAGAAAAUAUGUCCAGUGCAAGGUUUGAGACAAAAUAGUGGUGUUGAUAGGAUAUGCUGGUAUGUAAGGUGGAAAUGGUAUGUUUGUUAGCAGAAUACAAAUUGUUGUGGCAAAAAUAUAGAACAUUUGUGGCUGUCAUAUGUUGAGUUUUUUUCAUUUAACUGUCUCAGGUAGGAGACAUAUUGAGACCCUGAGGCACAGAAGAGUUUGUUGAAUAUUGGUCAAAGAUCUGUGUUAAUGCUUCCUACAACAGAACUGUAUGAUCUGACAAUAUAACUUCCAGUUCAAGAUUGUAAGAUACACAUUCUGCAGCCUGGCAACUUAGCUAUGAAGUUCUCAGACUGAGGCACAGUCAAAGAUUUGUUGUCAAGGAUAAAACUUUGGUCAAAGUUCUCGAAGAACAAUGAGGUAGGUGAAUAAGCCUCAAUGGAUCUGGUUGUUAGUGGGGAAGGAAGAGAUUCAUAGUGAUAAAAGCAAGUUUAUAACUUUCUGUGAUUUUCAAGUGUAUUAUUUAAAAUACAUUAUCUUAUUUGUUUAUUGCAGAGUCAUUUAUUGUCUUUGUUUUCAAACCAGUUAAAAUGUUUUCAACCAAAUGUAUUUACCCAGUUAUUUAUACUCAGUUUCCAAUCCAUGUAACCUACCAGGCCAUCAGAACCAGACAUGCCAGACAAAUGGUUUCAUGCCCAUCUUUUGUAAUAUAUAUGUGUUGUCUCUUGAAAAACCAGUUAGACUUUUUUUUUUUAACCUGCACAGCUUAAUAAAUAAACUCAUUUAUACAUUAAACCUUCAUUACAUUGUACAAGAUCAAACAAAUCUCAUGUGAUAUUUAGCUUGAUAUUUUUAUGAUUAUUGAAUUUAUCUUCCAAUUCAUUGUUUAAUCAUGGACUAUGAACUGGUUAUUCCUGACAGUAACCUUUUUUUUCUUUUCCUUUCCUCCAUUAACAGAGACUUGAUGAUGAUUUAAAUUAUCAUGUAACAUUGUAUUUUCAUAGUAAAUUUUCUGUGAAACUUG
Messenger RNA from Octopus bimaculoides (California two-spot octopus), 2342 nucleotides. RefSeq names its product vesicle-associated membrane protein 8. Lineage: Eukaryota; Metazoa; Mollusca; Cephalopoda; Octopoda; Octopodidae. Gene Ontology annotation, biological process: vesicle-mediated transport. Gene Ontology annotation, cellular component: membrane. The record is from RefSeq and is a predicted model, not a curated record.